UCGCCAGCGGUAGCCAAUGACUUACUAGAGUUUUGUACCACAUGACCAGAUUACGGGUAUCCAUGCACUGGAAAAGAGCAUAGGAGGACGCUAGACGAAGCGACGUCGAGGUCUCUACUUGUUUUAAGUGAUAAUAUAUUCACUUGAAAUAGCCGGUUGUGUUGUAGUGAGUAUAGAAAAUGACAGCACAAGUGGAAACUAAAGAUGUUGGCGGCUGGGUGCCCACCAAGCCCAGAGGACCCAUAGCUGCUAUGUACAAUAGUCCAGGGCCAUGUUAUGCCCUUCCAACAUUAGUGGGUCAGCCAGGACAUGACUUCCGAAGUGUCCAUAAUAAGAAACCUGCGUGGGUGUUUGGUAUUAGGCAUGGAAAAUUUCAGGAUGACUGCAGUCCAGGACCUUGCUACCUUCCUAAAGAAAAGUAUUACAGGGAUGGUCCUGAUGGCACACCACACUUUUCACUUCAUGACAGGCACAAGGAUUUAACCUCAUUCAGAACUCCAGGUCCUGGAGCAUACAAACCAGAGGGUGCUGGCCCCAAUACAUACAAAUCUCCUCCCAAGUACAGCUUUGGUACCCGACACAGAAGUCGAAGAACAGAUAAUACCCCAGGUCCUAAUAAUUACACUUUACCAAGCAUGCUUGGCAAGACCACAGAGGCUCCCAAAAAAUCAUCUCCUAUUUACACAUUAGUUGGCCGCAGUAAACAAGGUGGAUUCGACGAAGACUUGGCCAGGACACCAGGACCAGGUGCCUACAAUGUAACUCGUCCAGAUGUCUACAAGCAUGCCCCACCACAGUUCAGCAUGACUAGCCGCAACCCUAUGCCUGGUGAUACAACUGUGAAACCAGGACCAGGAGCUCACAGUCCUGAAAAUGUCUAUGUUACGAAGAGGUCAGCGCCAAGGUUCACUUUAGGCAUUCGCCACUCACAGUACACAGCCCCAAUGCUAGAUUCACAAGUAGAAGAUUGAGACAACAUAAAAACAUGGAUUUCUGCAUAUACUGAAUAAAAUAACUAAUAAGGAGCUUGCACGUGCUUUAAAUUAAGAUUAAGAAAAAAAGUGAAAAGAUUAAGUUCAUUAUAGUCUUAAUGCUGUUAUUUUUUCUAACGUUUUUUUUUUGUUUGUUUUUUGUUAAUGUUAAACAAUCUUGUGAUACAGGUCAUUUGUGAUACAGGUCAUCACUGACCUAUGUCAGUGUCCUGAAUUUAUUUUAUCUUUCCAAAUCUAAACUAUUGUUUUGCAGUUAGUUAUAAACUAAAAAAAAAUUGUAGAAGCAAAAUUUUUUUUUAAAAUUCAUUUUUUUUUUUAAUCCCACACUUGUGAAUCUUUAUAGUUUUAUUUCAGUGUAAUUUUGAUGACUGAAUUGAGCAAAAGGUAAGCUCAAUAAAAUUACACAGUUCAUAUUGCUUGUCUCUAAUAAUUGAAAUAGUUUUUUUUCAAUAAUAAAACUUUUUCCCUUUACAUAAUUUAUUCGUACAGAGAACUACCCUAACUUAAGAUUGAAAAUGUUUUAUAAAUAUUUGUGUGCAAACUGAUUCUUUUUUUAUAUGCAUCACAUGCAGUGUUUAAAAAAUCAUACCAUCCAACAUUGUUUUGAAUAAUUAAUUUAGCAAUUAAAACUUCAUUUGAAUCUCUUAUACCAACUUUUUUGUAAAAUGUAAUCCUUCCUAUUCAAUGGUCCCGCAGUUUUUUUUUAUUGACGAUGCUCCACAGAGAUCACAUCUGUUUCCCAGUUAUCUUCUUUUUCGAAGGAAUGUUUGUAAUUUAUAAGAAGAUAAGAAUUUCCUUGCCUUUCUAUUGUCUGUCUUUUCAGAAUCACGUCCAUUACAAGCACAUUAGUGUAAAAAUAUUUUUUUUUAAUCAGCUUGUCAAGUGUCCGACUUGUUUUUAUAAAAAGUGAUUUUUUUUUUCUUAUUUUAUGUUUGAAAUGUUAUAUCCAAUACAUUUUGUGAUAAGCCAUUGAUCUAUAGGCCUAUGCCUUUCAUUGUCAUGUGUUUUUUUUUUUAAAACAUACUAUAUAAUUUAAAACUAUUGGUCUGUAUAUAAUCUUUGUUGCAACUUUUUGCUCCAACCUGUGCACAGUAUUUUGCUAUUUAAUAUCAUGUACUACAUAAGAGGAAACAAAUAUUGAUUUUUGUUUAGUAAGUGAAAAUGAUUUUUUUUUAAUCGUAUAAGUACUUAGCAGCAUUACUGUAUUUAUUUUCUUGUUUUGUCAUAUAAAGAAGCAUGUAGCAUGGCUUUACAAAAAUGGCAUUGCUUCUGAAUACAGCAUUGCUUUUUUAUUUUUUAUUUAACAUACUAAAUUUAGAUCAGUAUUACUUUUAAUUAUUUUUUUUUACAGAUAAGGUGAAAAUUUAUGACAAUCUAAAUUAUCUUUCUUUUUUUUUUAUAAUGCUUUAUUUGAUAGAAACUGAAGCAACAUUUGUACUGUAAUAACUGUGCACCUUUUAAUAUAACUUCUAGAUACAAUAUAAUGGUAGCUGCCUAACUAUUUUAAGCAUGUAGCUUGUUUUGUUUUGUUUUUUUUCAAAAAAAGUAAAUUACUUUAUAAAAGAAGAAAAAAAAAAUUUUUGUUUUUGUUGUUACAUUUUUUUUUCAUCGAAAAAAGAUAAGUAUGUGCGAUGUGACGAAGCCAAAAUGUAGCAGUGAGACAAGGUCCAACACUUUUUUUUUUGUUUUUAAUUUUUAUACUUAAUGUCUAUGACACACUUUGUGAGAAUGUAAAAAAUUAAAACAUAUAUUAUAUUGUAA
Molecule: messenger RNA, 2753 nt
Organism: Biomphalaria glabrata
Lineage: Eukaryota; Metazoa; Mollusca; Gastropoda; Planorbidae
Product: outer dense fiber protein 3-like
Exons: 6
Coding region: 180-971 (263 amino acids)
Cellular component (GO): cytoskeleton
Source: RefSeq, a predicted model, not a curated record